Schistosoma guineensis is the source of this 1488-nucleotide messenger RNA. The record is from the annotation of a GenBank genome assembly. NCBI's taxonomy places the organism in Eukaryota, Metazoa, Platyhelminthes, Trematoda, Strigeidida, Schistosomatidae.
GCAAGGUUUAAACGUUAGGUCCUUUUGAAAUGUGCCCGCCCUUUCGUUUCAACGACCUUGAACGGCUUGACUAGAGGCGGUCAUUCCGUAUUUCAAUUGCCGUGGGUUGGUUGGAUUGCAUGAGUACCAGGUUUUUUCAUAUAUAAGUCAUGUUAUGCUACAUAAAAAAGCACGAAAUAAAUACCAAAACCAUUAAUUUAGCGUUCUCUGUUUUGUAGUGUACACGUUGGCUCUGUUGUUGCUUUGUAAUUUGAUCUUUGAUCCCAACAACUGUAGUAAAGCUCAACGAAAUGUCAAGUCACAGGUAAAUCCUAAGUAUUUGUAGUAUUUUCUUGGGUUAUUAUUGUCGCAAGGAAUAACCUUUUAAUAAUUAGUCAUUUCUGUUUUUAGUGCUUCAUGCUCAAGUGACAUUUCAGUCGACCUAACUGAUGCCUUUCGAAGUAUGAUACUGAACAAGCGUUUCGUCUUGUGGGAUGAUUUUGAAAGCGCCUUAAAAGAGUUCCAAAAAGUAUGGAAUUAUAAUUUUAUCGCUUCUCAGACUACUUAUACUCGUUACAUCCACACAGAAAGCAGAUUGCUGAAGGAUGUCAGGUUCAAAAACCUGUUUGUAUCGUUUAAUUGUACGUUUGCUCAUAAGAGGAAAUCGGAAGGUUUGAAAGUGAGGCAAAAAUCGUCUAAAUUCCGUAAUUGUCGAUCUAAAUUUCGUGUAAGACUAGAGGAGCAAGGAUAUGUCAUCAAAUCCUACAACAUGCUCCACAAUCAUCCAUGUAGUAGUUCAUGGAUGGUAUGUGAUUCAUUGACAAGGAGAUUAUCGUCAGAAGAAAAAGAGAACUUGAAGCCCGUAAUACCUCACUGUGAGUCAGCAGAUGAAGUUAUCGAAGAUCAAGUGAUAGCCGCAAGAUCUUAUAAAUAUAAUGCUCCACAGCGUCUUACACCCCUGCUAAACAUUUUGACCCCAUUCGCUAGAUCUAAAUUGUUAUACGAACUUAAACAAAUGCGUUUUGUCUACGUGGAAUAUGAAAGCGGUGAUUGGUUGUUUAUGGUUGAUCGCGGACAACAUUAUGAAGUUGAUAUAAGCAUUUGUCAAUGCAAUUGUAGCACGUUUAUGAUGUGCCGAUAUCCCUGCCGUCACAUGCUACUUGCCUACGUUAAAAGACGAAAUCUUACAGGUAAGCUAUAUCAAUUAUGAAAUACUAACUGCAUAGCUCAUCAACUUCUUAGGUAUUGUAGCAGAUGGAAGUUACAUAAUACCCAGAACUUCCAAAAUUAUACAUUAACUGCAUUAACACGACGGAGUGAAGUGUAUAUAAGUAUUCAUCGAAGUCAAAGAAUCCAUAAGCAACGCAUCAUUGAGAAGUAUGGUGAACGUUUCGCAACGGAAGUUGAGAAGAAGGUGGACAAUUAUUACUUAAGAAUUCUUAAUACCAACUUGUAAACUUGAUUUUCUGCUUUAGCAGCAAUGAUUAUUCAAUAAACUGUCAUAAUUUU